AUGUUUUCCUCAAUAUCUGCUGCCUUCCAGGCCCCGUCGCCUGCGGAAGGCGUACAGCAGCGACCACCACGGUAUGCCGGCGAAGAUACCACACCAACAAGCCGCCGAGAAAUCCUUGGUUGGUAUUCAUAUGGAAUCGCGGCCGAAGUGUUCGCGGUCUGUGGCGUAGGUUCUUUCCUGCCCCUCACCUUGGAACAGUUAGCCCGAGAGCGCGGCACCCUACAGACCAGUCGCCUUCCCUGCGUUGGACCUUCCGCAGGAAACAGCACAAGCAAUGCAGAUGGGCAAUGCGUGGUUCCGGUCUUCGGCCUCGAAAUCAACACAGCCAGCUUCGCCAUGUACACAUUUUCGCUGGCAGUACUUAUCCAGGCACUGACACUCAUAUCGUUCAGUGCACUGGCGGAUUACGAGAACAACCGUAAGACAUUGCUUAUGGUGUUUGGAUUCGCCGGUGCGCUCGCCAGCAUGUUGUUUGUGUUCAUUGCACCGCCUGUGUUUAUUCUCGGUGCCAUAUUGGUAGUCGUCGGGGUGACAUGUCUCGGAUCUUCCUUUGUCAUUCUCAACUCUUAUCUACCUGUUCUUGUCGCCAACGACCCAUCUCUCCAGGAUCCAAAGGCGAACGAUGGGGCAGAAAUGUCGACCUUCAAUAUGGACGACGAUAACUCGGACUGGAAUGCUUGGGAUAACGAUGAUAAUGACACGGACAGUUUGGAUGGACUUCAGCCGUCAGGGCAACCGCAAACUUCCCCAGAAGAUGGAAAGGGUUUCAACAUCCCGUCGUCGUCCACGCCCGAGCUGCAGCUCUCCACCAAAAUCUCGUCGAGAGGCAUCGGUCUCGGAUAUUGUGCAGCAGUCUUUGUACAAAUCAUCAGCAUCAUCAUGCUCAUCACCCUAUCCAAGACCUCCCUCGCCAAAUUCUCCGGCACUCUUCCUAUGCGCUUCGUGCUACUCCUGGUUGGCAUCUGGUGGGCGGCAUUCACACUUGUUACUCGUAAUUUGCUGAAGACUCGGCCGGGGCCUCCUCUAGACACAGGCUCUACUAGAGGAAUUGCACGUUGGCGAGCUUGGUUGCAGCUGGUCGGAUUCGCCUGGAAAUCGCUGUGGGGGACAGUCAAGGUAGUCAGAAAGCUGCGCGAAGUACUGAUCUUCCUGGUAGCCUGGUUCCUGAUAUCAGACGCAAUGGCUACAGUCUCUGCCACUGCGAUUCUUUUCGCCCGUACAGAACUCAAACUCAGUACACCACUCGUCGGACUGCUUUCAAUUACUGCCACGUUGUCCGGGAUGAUGGGCGCGUUCCUAUGGCCACACGUGUCUCGCUACUUUCGCCUACAGUCCAACCACACCAUCAUGGUCUGCAUGUUCCUGUUUGAGAUGAUUCCGUUGUACGGUUUGCUUGCCUACAUCCCCUUCAUCAAAAAUUGGGGUGUCAUCGGUUUACAACGACCGUGGGAAAUCUUCCCGCUAGCCAUCGUUCACGGAGUAGUGUCAGGAGGUCUUGCAUCAUACUGCCGAUCUUUCUUCGGACUCAUGAUUCCUCCCGGCAGUGAGGCCGCCUUCUACGCUCUCUAUGCUGCUACAGACAAGGGGAGCUCAUUUAUUGGGCCAGCUAUUGUGGGCCUACUGGUCGAUGCGACCGGGCAAGUCCGGAGUGGCUUCUUCUUCAUCGCGAUUUUGAUUCUUCUACCGAUUCCACUCGUGUGGAUGGUUAAUGCAGACAAGGGUCGUCGGGAAGCGUUGGCUAUAGCUGACACCCUGGGCAAGUCCCACGCUGGCCCCGCUGAGUAUUACCAAGAGGCCCAGGGGCUUCUGACUCGCGAUUCAUAG
Molecule: messenger RNA, 1824 nt
Organism: Penicillium paradoxum
Lineage: Eukaryota; Fungi; Ascomycota; Eurotiomycetes; Eurotiales; Aspergillaceae
Exons: 3
Coding region: 1-1824 (607 amino acids)
Biological process (GO): amino acid transmembrane export from vacuole
Source: RefSeq, a predicted model, not a curated record